Messenger RNA from Physeter macrocephalus (sperm whale), 1432 nucleotides. RefSeq names its product sialic acid-binding Ig-like lectin 12. NCBI's taxonomy places the organism in Eukaryota, Metazoa, Chordata, Mammalia, Artiodactyla, Physeteridae. The record is from RefSeq and is a predicted model, not a curated record. Gene Ontology annotation, cellular component: plasma membrane. The transcript has 2 exons. Gene Ontology annotation, molecular function: sialic acid binding. Gene Ontology annotation, biological process: cell adhesion. The coding region runs from base 728 to 1345 and encodes 205 amino acids.
UGGAUGCCAGUUUCUUUUACAGCACGGAGAGGGCGAGGAGAUGAGGAAGUAAAGUGAAAAGGCCACAAGAUUUGCAAAUAGCACCUGGCAUGGCCAACCUCGGGGAAGGGAUGUGUUAAUUUCUUCUUUCCUGCAGCCCUCCACAGGUGGAACAGGGUCCAGGUGCUUCCCUGAACGAAGGCACUUUGGUUUAACCUUCAGGCAGAGGGGCAGGGUUCCCCGAGGCAGGCCAUUAUGUAUAGACAGUCUCCUUUUAAUGGACAAAAGCAGCAGAAAGCAAAGGUUAAAGUAAAAGAAACAGAUCCAACAUGGAGUCCUACUUGACCCUUCCCUGUUACAAUUUCAGUAACUAACCACCACCUCUCUCACCCUGGCGGGACCCAUCCGCGUCUUUCAUGCGUGGAGCGUCCCCGGCUGCCCCUCCAGCAUCUCACACCUGACGGGGACUGGCCGGCCUGAUUUCCCGCGGACAGAGGUGUGGGAGGGACAGGCUGUGGACAGGGAUCCGGGAGACACCUUUGGGCUGUAUUUGCUGCUUGUGACCCUCACCAGGGCCUCAUAUGGAAAGGAGAAGUGGUUACUCUCCAAGGUCCGCGCGGCUCCGGCAGCACGUGGCUGCUGAGUUCCUCUUGUGUGGUCGGUUACCUUCCGACCUCGGCUCUGGGCUUCCUGUUGGGGCUUCCUCUCGAUGCUGUGACACACAGGCCCCAUCACUCUUACCCCAAAGAUGCUGUUAUUGCCACCACCGCCGCUGCUGCUGUCCCUGCUGUGGGCAGGUGGGUGGGCUGCGGGGAGAGGGGUGGGCGGGGCAGGGGCUGCGGCUGAGCCUUGUGCCCCCGCAGGGUUCCUGGCUCAGGGUUGGGGCUACUUCCGGCUGGAGGUGCAGGAGUCCGUGACGGCGCAGGAGGGCCUGUGUGUCUGCGUGCCCUGCUCCUUGUCCUAUCCCCGGAGCUACUGGGACGACUCUGUUCCAGCUCACGGCUACUGGUUCAAGGAAGGGGCCAAUAUCGACCAGGAUCCUCCAGUGGCCACAAACAACCCAGGUCGUGGGGUGCUGACGGACACCCAGGGCCGAUUCCACCUCCUUGGAGACCCCCGGACCUACAGCUGCUCCCUGGACAUCAGAGACGCACAGAGGGGAGACACGGGGAGAUACUUCUUUAGGGUGGAGAGAGGGCCUGAUGUGAGAUAUAGUUACACACGGAGCAUGUUCUUCCUGCGUGUAACAGGUAAGGAUGGUGUCAAGGAGAGGACCCACAGACGCAGGGGCCCUGAGGGCCCCCAGGGCACGGCUGGGAGGGGACCCCCUGUCUUCUCAUCCUGGGAGGGGCCCAAGGGGACCUAGGAGGACAGGACGCUGCGGCUGGCCUGGGGCAGAGACAGCUCUGAGGGGCACACCCGGGGUCCCCCCUCCAGGGCCUGGGUCUGCUUC